UUACUGGGUUAAGUGUGUUACACAACGUGUUUGUUAUCUGAGUCGUUACAUUGAUUGUAUACAUAUAUUUUUCAUAUUUUUUUUUAUAUCAUGUAACUGUGAGUGACAGAAUAAUUAUAUGUAAAUGUGUGACUAGUGCCUUGGAGUUGUAGUAAUGAAUUCCAAGAUAGUUGUAAUUGGAUCUUGCAAUAUAGACUUGCAGUGUUUCACUCCACGUCUCCCAAGGCCAGGAGAAACUCUCCAUGGUACAGAAUUCAGGAAGGGCUUUGGGGGUAAAGGAGCAAACCAGUGUGUAGCUGCUGCAAAACUAGGAUCUUCAACAGCAAUGAUAGCAAGGUUGGGUAAUGAUUCCUUUGGCCAGGAGUUCCAUAGGGCCUUGAAAGACAAUAAAAUCAACACGGAUUAUGUACUCAUGACAGAUGGUGUCUCAAGUGGCCUGGCAUUGAUUACUGUGGCACAGAAUGGCAUUGCCAUUGUUAAUGCAGCACCAGCAGUGACCAAUCCUGAUCCUCUGGUUUUCAGGUUGUCAGAUAUCUUCUGUGUCAAUGAAUCUGAGGCAGAAGUUCUGACAGGAAUGGCGGUGCAAUCUGUAGAUGAAGCUAAGGUGGCAGUAGGUUUGCUCCUCGAUAAAGGUUGCAAGCAGGUGAUUAUCACCUUGGGAGCAUCAGGGGCUGUGUUUGCAUCACAGGGCAAUCUUACACCAGUUCAUGUUCCCACUAAGACUGUGAAGUCAGUUGACUCGACAGGUGCUGGGGAUAUGUUUGUUGGAGGUCUGGCUUUCUACCUGGCAUAUUAUCCACAGUUGCCUAUGAGAGAAAUUGUGAAGCGAUCAUGUGAAGUGGCGACAGUGUCAGUACAAAACUAUGGCACACAGACCAGUUUUCCAACAAAAGAUGAUUUACCAACUGAGUUGUUUUUGUAAUGCAAUUCAACCAUGUAACAGAAUGAAAUGGAACAACAGUAAAACUUCUUUCAGUCUCA
Molecule: messenger RNA, 981 nt
Organism: Cryptotermes secundus
Lineage: Eukaryota; Metazoa; Arthropoda; Insecta; Blattodea; Kalotermitidae
Product: ribokinase
Exons: 6
Coding region: 155-922 (255 amino acids)
Biological process (GO): D-ribose metabolic process
Molecular function (GO): ribokinase activity
Source: RefSeq, a predicted model, not a curated record